AUGUUUUUUGCAGCCAGUCACGUGACCCGCAUCCCCCCAGACUUACUGGAAAAAAUUUACCACUUCACACUACUCAACGAGUACAACACGACUUCUCGAAUUGAGACCAACACACCCCUCCCCCGCGAUUCCACCAUGAGCCACAUCGAAGACUACACCACCAACAUCGAUGAACAAUUGCUCCUGGUCGUGAAAAACCAGGUCUCCGCGGACGACUACGGCCACCAUUCCUCGUUCAAACACGAGGACAAAGACCACCAUCUCCACCACCAUCUCCAAACACAACUGCAGGUUGCCCAGCAGGCAGCGCAGGCGUUGUACCACCAGAACCCGAUCCAUGACGACAGCGAGUACAACAUCCAGAUCCCGGAGCCGGUGAUCUUGCAGCGACUGAAGAUCUAUCCUGUGGACCAGAACACCAUCACCAACGAGGGGAACCUCAUCACGCGGCCCAUUGCGGAGCACCAUUUCCAUACGCGCGAGGACUUGAACGAUUUCAUUGCGGAUUUCGCGCGGCACAACGGCUUCGGCAUCGUCAUUGCCCACAGUAACAAGAAGGCCAUCUACUACACAUGUGAGCUUGGCGGACGGUACCGGCACAAGAAGGGGAAGACGAUCCAGCAGCAGGAGGAGGAGGCGGCGCAGCGGCAGCUCAACGAGACGGGCAACGGGUACGUGUUGGACCAGCACGCGCGCACCAAGAAGUUGCGGUGUCCGUUCCUGAUGACCGCGCUGUUCCGCAAGCUGACGCUGGAGUGGGUGCUCCGCGCGACGUGCAACGAGCACAACCAUCCGAUGUUGGAUCCGUUGUGCAACCACCCCAUGCUUCGGAAGCGCUCGGACGAGCUCAACCUGUUGAUUCUCGAGUUGUACCGCCGCGGAACUAAGCCUUCGCACAUCGAGGCCAAGAUCAAACACCAGUACAAGGAUAUCAUCAUCAAGCGCGAGGAUAUCUACAACGAAAUCAGGGGCUACAAGCGGAAAAUGAAGCGCCAGAACAAGUUCUUGCCUGCGCCCGGCAGCCCCUCCGACCCAGGCAAGGCGCGCCAUUCGCUGAACUACGACCACGUUCGUGACGAGGAGAACGAGCUGGUCUUGGCCUACGACCUCGAGCAGCAGCGCCACGAGGAGCUUGAGCACCAGCUCCAGGCCGUGGCCGUCGCCGCCGAGGCCCACUACACCCGCCAGCGGAUGAACCAUCUGCUCUCGCAUCACGACCAUUUGGACCACCUGCACCUCCAACAGUAUCAGCUGUCGCUCCAGGGACACUCCCUCGACGAUACGGACGAUAAUAGUGCGGCGGCCGUGAUUGCUUCUGCGGCCAGAAACUCUACCCAAUCGGACUUGUCUAUUGACAACAUCGACAGUCGCUUGGUGGGCGAGUAA
Molecule: messenger RNA, 1386 nt
Organism: Australozyma saopauloensis
Lineage: Eukaryota; Fungi; Ascomycota; Pichiomycetes; Serinales; Metschnikowiaceae
Exons: 1
Coding region: 1-1386 (461 amino acids)
Source: RefSeq, a predicted model, not a curated record